GAGAGAGUGAGAGCAAGAGUGACAGAGAAGCACGAUGGUUGAAUUCAGAUGGAUUCCAAUUUAUUUUUUACUGCUCCAGAUUAAAGUGACUGAACACAAGGACACUGAUGAGGUGACGUUAAACUGCUCUGUGUCGACAUAUGAAGGAUGUAAACACACAGUGAAGUGGCUGCUUCAGGGUCAAGAUGUGGAUAAAGACAACAAAGACUUGAAGACAUCAACGUCUGUCUGCUCAUCCAAUGUGAGUUUCAGGACUUCACAUCUUGUGUACACAUCAAAGAAUUAUGAGUUAUUGAAGUGUAAAGUGACCCAUGAUCGUUUCACGAGGGAAGAGCAUCUGUUCACCUUCAGCCCUCCUCGGUCCUCAGUCAACACAACAGGCUGGUGGCUGUACAUCGUUGUGGCUGUGGGUUUAGCAGCACUCUUGAUAAUUGUUGUUGUAGUCGCAAGAUGGAUCAUAACCAGAGCAAACCGGACACAGGGGGACACCAUUGGUCUGACCUCAAACCCUGAAGUGAAUCAGUCUGCUCCAGAGGACCGUCAGCACACGGCUGAUCCUGAAGAUGGUGUUUCCUACGCCUCCAUCAGCCACACCGAGAACAGCAAAGCACAGGUUCGGGGUGGGGAUGCAGUGACCUACAGCACCGUGAAGCUGCCCUCCGCUGAUGCCUACAGCCUCUACGCCAACGUCAACAAACCACAAAUAUAACACAGGAUUGUGUUGUUUUUUUUAUUAAUUCUACAUUUAUUGUUACUUAGUUAAAGGAUUCUAAUGUGAAAACAAAGUCAGCUUUUAUUAACAGAGUGACUUUGAAUUGAAUUCAUUCAUUUCUGCCUGCUUUAGUUGCACUGCACUGAGAGUAUUCGAUCUAUUAGUUAUUUAGUGUGCAACGUCAAUCGUUUCUGAUACAGAUGGCAAAGCUGCAUUUCAACAUAAGCGGGUGUUCACCCUUCCUUUCUGCAUUGCUGGAAAAAGCUUUUUGUCCAGAAGGCCAGAAGGGGGAGACGUUAGUUAAUUUACUACCACAUUGUGAAGUCCAACAUUCAUAUGGCUGAUUGUUAUAUAGAAAUUACACAUUGAUACACAUUGAUACAACGAACUUGCUAUCGGGCACAUUAUUGUGCUGUACUGUUGGUGUGUAGUUAAUUGAUUAAUUGCUAUUUUAAUUGAUUUGUAAGUUUUUUAAACACGCUCCAGCUGUAAUUGCUUUGUAUGCAAUGUGAUGAACAUUACCCCCUUCCUCCUUUGUAAUAUUAUGUAUGCCUAUUCAUAAUUAUUUACUGCCACACUUUGAACUUUCAUUAAAACCUAUAUGCUG
Anoplopoma fimbria (sablefish) is the source of this 1319-nucleotide messenger RNA. RefSeq lists its product as uncharacterized. NCBI's taxonomy places the organism in Eukaryota, Metazoa, Chordata, Actinopteri, Perciformes, Anoplopomatidae. The record is from RefSeq and is a predicted model, not a curated record. The transcript is spliced from 7 exons. The coding region runs from base 35 to 709 and encodes 224 amino acids.